Pocillopora verrucosa is the source of this 4820-nucleotide messenger RNA. RefSeq names its product chromatin assembly factor 1 subunit A. Gene Ontology annotation, cellular component: CAF-1 complex; nucleus. Gene Ontology annotation, biological process: nucleosome assembly. Lineage: Eukaryota; Metazoa; Cnidaria; Anthozoa; Scleractinia; Pocilloporidae. The record is from RefSeq and is a predicted model, not a curated record.
AAGCGCGUACUGUUUCUUUUUCUUCUUUCUUCUUCAAUUUUUUCUCUAAAUGUUAUUCUUGUCGUUAAAAUUUUAUUGUAGCUCAUAAAAAAUAUGAGAAAUCCGGGUGAAAGUCCAGAAGGACGCGUGCAGAGCGAGACUUCAAGCGAAGCAUAUGCUAAAGGUUCUGACAGAGACGAAUGUGAUAGUCCACCAUGUAAAAGACUGAAGCAAGGAGUAUUGUCCUUUCCAACAGUAUCUUCAUCUCUGUUGACCUCCGCUGGAUCAUUCAAGACUUCAGUUUCUGUCCAAAAUGAGGCUGACAGCAUUAGCAACUGCCAAAACACACCAUCUGAACCAUGCAAGGAAAAAACUCAAUCCAGUGGAGGUCUUGUCACUGGUGCUCCCUCUCCCCCUGAUUUGAAGGAAAGUUUAGGAAAGCCACAGAAUACCACAGAUUUGUCAAAAAUUUCCAAAAGUUUGGUUCUUGAAAACAAAGAUGAUAAAUUAGUUGGGCAGAGAGAUGCAAGCUCCAUUUCCUCACCAGAAUCUACUUCCUCUUCUCGUGAAGAUGAAGCAAUGGUUAUAGAUCAGUCACCACCAGUCAAGGGAAAUAGAAAGAGCCCAACCUUAAAGAGUGCUGAAAAGUUGAAGAGGAAGGAGGAACGGGAGAAAGAAAGACAAGAGAAGCAAAGAUUAAAAGAGGAGAAACUAAAAGAAAAACAAGAGGCAAAGGCAGCCAAAGAAAAGGAAAGAUCAGAAGCCAAAAGGAAGCGUGACCUUGAAAAACAGGAAAAGCAAGCUGAAAGGGAGAGAAGAGAGAAAGAGCGAAUAGAGAGGAAGGAGAAGGAAGAAAAGGAACGCUUGGAAAAGAAGGGAAAGAGAGAAGAGGAAAGAAGGAAACGAGAAGAAGAAAAUAAUGCAAAGUUAGAAGAAAAGAGGAAGCGAGAAGAAGAGAAGAGAAAUCAAGAAGAAGAACAGACAAGAAAAAGACUGAAGAGUAAAGAAAAUUUUGUAAGCUGGUUCACCAAGACAUCUGCCCCCAAGGCUUCAUCAGACAGUGGUAGUAGAUUUAAACCAUUUCAGCUGAAAGCGGGAAUGACCAUUGCUCCAACAACACGUAAACACUUGUCACUUGAAACGAAAAAAGUCUUAGAUGAGGAACUUAAACUACAGGAAGACCACAGGUCCUAUCUGAGAGAUCUAGAGGCUAGAAAACCAAUUCUCAAAUACAGGAAGAGAAAACUGUCUACCAUUGAGGAACAGAAUGAAUGUGAUACUGAUGAAAAGACAUCUGAUGGACCUUUAGCAAUUGAUGAAAACAGCAACUCAAGUGUUGAAAUUGUUGAGAAAAAGAAGGACAUUUCUUCCUUUGUUGGCCUGAGAUGCAAACUAUUACAGUUCCACACAGACUACAGGCCAGCAUACUUUGGUACAUAUAGAAAGAAAAGCUACCACAUCUCUCCAAGGAACCCAUUCAAAAAAGACUUGGACUUGUUGGAUUAUGAGGUUGACAGUGAUGAUGAAUGGGAAGAGGAGGAACCAGGUGAAAGUCUCUCACACAGUGAGGGAGAGGAUGAAGGUGAUGGUGAUGAUGACAAUGGAGAUGAUGAUGGAUUCUUUGUUCCUCAUGGUUACUUAUCAGAUGAUGAAGGAGUUGAGGAUGGAGAUGAUGAUGAAUGUGAUGUGAAUGAAGAAAAGAAGGGAGAGAAUCCUGAAAAUAAAAGAGAUCAACAGCUUGCAAAGGCCAAGGCAUGGGAAGCUGCAAUGAAAAGAAAGUGCAAGCCAAUGAAGCCAAUAUCACUGGGAUGCCUGUGGCUUGAGGAAGCUGAAGUGAGUGUGGUGCUCAAGCAGUUUGCUGCAUGCUUACUUGUUGAUGGACCCAUAAACAUUGAAAGCCUGUCUACAAACAGUAAGAGUGCUGAUUUCUCUGUGGACACACCAAGUAGUGGAAACACCAGUGGAGCUCUCUAUGUACCGGAUAAAGCAAUGCCUGACCUAAUAAAGUUGGUUCAUGGAAACACAGCAGGUCUCAGCAAGUUGAUGAUGAAGUUCAGAAAGCAUUGGACUUCAAAGUGGCUAGGUAGAGAUGUCACAGAUGAAGAAGUUGAUGAAAAAAGUCCAAUUUCCAAAAGACAACUUGAGAAGAAAAUUCAGAAUAUUGCUUCUAAGGAAAGAAGAAAUGAUAGGCCUCGCUGGUACGUCCACAGUCACAUUCUGGAAGCCUAUGGCAUAGAGAACUUGUUGGUUGAUGGAUGUACUGGUUCAGAUGCAUCUUCAGAUACUCCUAAGUCUUCUGCGACUUUGCAGGCAAAUACUCCCAGUAUCAUUCAAUUUGCUGCUAGGGGUGCAAGUCCUGAAAAGCAAAAUAACACUCCUAAGAUUCAACCAGCAAGUUUAUCAUGUACUUCAACUUCAAAUUCACCCAUGGAGAUUGACAACAAGGGCUUAACAGGUUUUGGUGGCAUUUUAGGUUCUAACGUGGUAGAUUUACACUCGCAAGUAGAUGGUGAACCCAAAAGCAAGGGUACUGAACCAAUCAGGAAUAACACUGAAUUAAGUAAAAUUACUCCUGCAAGUGCUGGCUCAAAUACAAUUCAAAAUACAGAAAAUAAUUCUACUGAAAAUUUUAUUGAAACUUUGUGUAUUGACUGAAGCUACAUUGAUGUAUAUCUUUCAUCUAUUUGUACAUAGCUAGCUAAAUUUGUUACUGAUUUUUGAGGAAACAUAACAAUGUUAUGUUGGCAGUUGGGUUAUGAGGCAUUUUCUGUGUGAAUGAAAUAAUGAUUUCUUAGUGUUACUUCUUGUAGUCCCAAGAUAGAGUUACUGAUGAGUUUUGAUAGUUAUGCACUGAUCAAUUUGAAGCUUCAACUUCCCCCACCCCCAUGGCAACCAACAAGCAUUUGACUGUCAUUUGUGUCUGUGGGUGAGGCAUUUGAACCUUGCUGGGUGGGAUGGGGCAUUUGAACUGGGAGGGUCAAGUCUUUAGCAUAAUACACAAGUUUAAUAGAGGAUUUAAAGGUAAGGAGUCUGCUUUUGUGAGUGAAUGGUUUAGAAAGACUAUUUUCAUCUUUGAAUGUUUACAAUGGAAAACUUAAUGACAAAACCAGAAUCUAAUACGACUUUGCUAAAUUGGAAUAUGUUUGCGAUCACACAAAGCAUCACUCAUUAUUGGGUGUGGCAUUUGAAUUCAAUUUUGGCCUGGGGAAAGAGGGAAUCUGAACAAGCCAAUUUCCAAAAGUUCAAGUGCCUGAUGGAGGGGGAGAGGGAAAGGAAUGUUGAAGCUUCAAAUUGAUCAAUACAUUAUCAACUGUUUGACAACUAAUAUAAAAUGUGCCAUGUACUAGGAUUUCAACUUAUACAGUUUCCAUGCAAUAAAUUCUGAGGAUAUUUAGGUCAUCAGUACAGCAUGAUCUAAUUAACAGUUAAUACAAAAUUUUAUUUCGGAAUUGAAAGAUGUAAUAAAACUAGCUUAGAAUAGAAGAAGUAAAUGAAUUUCUUUUUGGAUGAUUAUACAAAUUUUGGUAUUUGCAAAUGGUGGAGUCUACAUAAAUGUUAACCUCAUUUGAUCAAAGUUGUAUCGAUAAGGACUUGCGACAUCAACAUCAUUCCCCCACCAAGUUCUUUAAUAAGGAAAUACAAAUUUCUUCACACUUACCAGUGUUAAGAUUUAUUUUUAUAUUUGGCAAAAAUAAACACCACAAAUAAUUUCCAAAAUCAAGACUUUAUGGUGCACAUUUAGAUAUUGUACAAACAUCCAAACCAAUUCAAAAAAUUUUCAAUAUCUGAAGUAAUUUUUUUUUUACCUCACCCCGGGAUCUUCAUCGAACCUUAACAUUGAGCAAAUUGUUUAAAAUUUUGUCCUUUUCAGGAGUAAGUUAUGGGUUCUAUGACAAAAGAAAACUAGCAACACCUAUGUCUAAUUACUUGUUUUUAAUUUUGUAAUGAAGUAAUUCAACCUUUGACACAUCUUUGUUAAAUCCAAUUACAUGCGUGAGAUAGCUACCAGUUACUUAAAAUAUUUUGAAGAACAGAAAAAAACUUGGAAUAUAUAUCUACAUUGUUUUUUCCUUUGAAAUUUUUAGAAACACAUCAUGUCCUCCCCUUUAGUAAUCCACUUUCUGAGUAUUUGAGGACAAGCAGGAAAACUGGGUGAAUUUUAUCAAAUUGAGAUUCACUUGUAAACAAGCUGGGAAAUGUCAUAAAAAGGGCACCAAAGUUUCCUCUCAUAGUUUUACUUGUUUCACUUUGCUUUUCCGAUAUAUAUUUAUGUUUUAUUUAAGUUCCCACUGUAAUUAUUCUUAAGUAAUAAGAUGACACUGCAGGAAAAAUUUUCUUUGAAGAUGAGGAUUAUUUGCUGUCAUUACUUUCUACAAAGACCUUCCCAGUGUACCUUUCCUUUGUGUACUGGACCCUAUUUCCUGACUAGCGUCCAAGUAUUCAAUAGGCUUGGGUUUUAAUGUAACAGUCUCAAACAAUAGGCAGAUGUACAAAAGGCAAUGGUAUUUCAAAGCUCCCUAUAAUUUUUAUAGCUAAGGGUUAGACUAAUACUGAAAAUUAAUAAGACAUUAAAAUGCAAGGGAGAAAAAAAGUUCUGUUUCCAGGAAUUUUUGGGAGCUUUAAAUAGGAUGCUUGUUACUUGGCUUGUAAAAUAAUGUGAUGUCUGCAGACAUACAUGAAUUGACAGCCUCUAGCGAACCAGAAAUUCCAAUAUUUCAUAACCUUAUACUCACGUUUUUAUUUACACUCAUUACAAACAAAAGCAGUAAUUGUGACCUGUAAAUAAACUUUAUAAUGAAAAAGCAUAACUGUUGCUCUAACAGAAAUACAGUGGAAAUAUU